This is a messenger RNA of Rotaria socialis, 477 nucleotides long. Lineage: Eukaryota; Metazoa; Rotifera; Eurotatoria; Philodinida; Philodinidae. The record is from the annotation of a GenBank genome assembly.
AUGCAUAUACAUUCUAGUCUAUUUUGUGGUGGUUUAUUCAGAACUGUUCGUUACCUCUAUGUACAAGAAUUCUUUCGUCCAUUUGAAAAUGAUUUCUUUGUUCGAAUUGCUCAAGCUUUUCCAUUACUAAAUAAAUUAACAAUACUUAAUAGAUAUAAACAACCCAAGUUAAAACAUCAACAAAAUAAACAUGAAUCAACAUCUUCAAUUAUUGAGUUUUCUCAUCUAAUGAUACUCAAUGUCGCUAUGUCUUGUAUCGAUUAUGCAAAACAAUUUAUUUUCGACUUUAAUACACGUCUACCUUGUCUUAAUAGAUUACAUAUUAAAUAUAAAGACUUGGUGAUCGUAACAGACAAUUUCACAAACAAUGAUGCUCGUGCUAAUUGUUCAAAAUUGCAACAUAUUAUUUUUGAUUCAAUACCAACGAUAUAUCCAGAGAACUUCUACCAUUAUUUUCCUUUGUUCUCAAUAAAAUAG